CGGUAACUUCAUUAGCGGAUAUGAUUCGCUGAAAAUGGUAUGAACUAUGGCCAAUAGCCAACUCGUCGGCGCAUUUUGACCUUGCUUGGGAUCACCAUGCUGUUCCGCGAUUUGGCGGCGACAUUUCGUCGCAUCCAAGUAGGUCCAUGAGCGAGGACAUCCAAUGAUCAUGACCAGGUUGCACGCUUUGGCGUAGCUCAAGAACUCCCGCGAUGCGUCCAUCUCGGAGCUGUCGAAUGCGUUCCGAACCAUUCGCGACAACCAGCCCACCCAGCUGCCCAAGGCCAUGUACCUCAUGACGUCGCAGGUCUCGUGUCCAGCAUCCCGCGUCUUCAUCGCUCUCAUGUUCCGAUCUGUAGCUGGCGCCAACGCAUGAAGGCGUCGAGCUUCGGUUCCGUGACAAGGCGUUUGCCCCUGUCGUCCAGACUGCCUUUGCCAAUGCCGGCCACGUAGACAUCCCCACAAUCUUUGACGCGUACAAGAAGUCAGGGGACUAUGGCACGGCGGUGGAAGACUUGCUCAAGCAAGCCAUCCUGACUCUGCCACGUGCAUUCGAUGACGAUUCGUCUGCCUCCAUGACCAUUGACGUUGUUUACGACCAGCUACGCGAAAUGGCCACUCAAGCGGGCACUGGCUCGACCCAGCGCAAGCAGGACAUUGCCGCCGCCCUCUUGGCUCGAGCGUCCACCGUCGACGAAGCCCUCUUCCUCACUCGACUGCUCGCCCAUCAAAACCUCCGCAUUGGCGUCGGGUCCAAGAGCGUCGUGAUGGCGCUGGCGCAUUCGUUCGCAGAUGCCGACGCCGACAAGCCAUCGCUGCAGCCGUGGGUGGCGUCUGUGGCGGCCGCGUACUCGCAGCGCCCGAUCUUCGAGGACCUGGUCGAGACGCUGGGGCACGUGCUCGCGCUGCCGUCGCUGGACGCCAAAGCCGGCUACAUCCGAGCCAACGCCGCUCCCAAGCCCGGCACGCCCGUGCAAACAAUGCUGGGGUACCCCGUGUCCACUUUGCACCAAAUCACUCAGCGGAUGCGCAAAUACGCUGGCGGAGUUGCCGCCUGCGAAUACAAGUACGACGGCGCACGCCUUCAAAUCCACGUGUCCAAGCGUACUGUAUCACAUAUGACGCCAACCAACGAAGGGCCAGACUUGGCCGUGUUUAGCCGAAACUGCGAGCGCAUUCCAGCUGACCACAAGUACUUUGACACGAUUUCAACACACGUGGUGCCAUAUAUGAAUGCCCACGUCGAGUCGAUCAUCGUGGAAGGGGAGAUGGUGGCGGUAGCCGACGACCAAACCCAGCAGCUGCUGCCGUUUCAAACCCUGCAAACCAACGGCCACACGGCCAUGUGUCUGUUUGCAUUUGAUUGCUUGUACUUGAACGGGACGUCGCUUGUCCACCGUCCAUUUCAAGACCGCCGGGCGGCGCUGCAUGCCGCGUUUACGCCGCCAUCAACAUCCACAACAUCAACUCUACCCGGACAACCACCACGUUCCCCCCGUCAGCAACUGCCCCAACGGUUCCAGUUUGUCCAAAGCCAAGAUGUGAGCUUUUCGCUACACGAAGAUCCGGAUACAGACGAAAAUGAAGAUCUAUUAUCCAACUCCCCUGCAAAGUUGCUGCAGAACGUGCUCCAAGCUGCCGUGGACGCCGACUGCGAAGGUCUUAUGGUCAAGGCACUGGACGAGCCGUACAAGCCCGGGUGUCGAACCCACACGUGGCUCAAAGUCAAGCGGGACUACCUUCCGGCGACACCGUGCAUGGCGAGCGGCAUGUUCCUUCCCGACUCGCUCGAUUUGGUGCCCAUCGCCGCGUUCCGGGGCAAAGGACGUCGCGCACAUGUGUUUGGGUCGUUUCUCUUGGCUUGCUACGACCCCACUACCCAACUGUUUCAUACGGUGGGCAAGGUCGGGUCAGGGUUCACUGACGUCGACCUGGCCGCGAUUUCCAAGCGACUCGAGGAUACUGUGGUCGCUGUCAAGCCUUUAGAGUACGACGCGAGCGAGGUCAAGUCGAUCCAGCCUGACGUGUGGUUUGAGCCGACAGAAGUGUGGGAGAUUCGCGCGGCGCAACUCACUAAGUCGGUCAAGUACACUGCCGGCAGCACCUAUCUCAACGCCCCAUCUCCUCCCCCUCCUUCUACUACUAGUAAUACUAGCUGUAGUAUUACUAGUAGAACCGACGCACACAAGUCGUGUGGGUUGGGGCUGCGAUUUCCCCGGUUUCUGGCCGUGCGGCGGGACAAGGCGGUCGUGCAAGCCACGUCCGACGACCAGCUGGCGUCGCUCUAUCUCGACAGCCAAACCAACAACCUCAGCAUGACCAUCAUCAAUGACGACCACAAACGACACUAGGACAUGAUACCUCUCGAUAUAUAUAUAAUAUUACUCUUCCACUGCCACCGUCCCCGACGACUCUUCAUCUUCAUCGUUUGUUUCCACUGGACAUGCAAGAUGCAGCGACGCGACGACUACGGCGGCGGUGGGUCGC
Molecule: messenger RNA, 2487 nt
Organism: Aphanomyces astaci
Lineage: Eukaryota; Oomycota; Saprolegniomycetes; Saprolegniales; Verrucalvaceae
Exons: 10
Coding region: 576-2351 (591 amino acids)
Biological process (GO): lagging strand elongation; DNA biosynthetic process; DNA recombination
Cellular component (GO): mitochondrion; nucleus
Molecular function (GO): DNA binding; ATP binding; DNA ligase (ATP) activity
Source: RefSeq, a predicted model, not a curated record